AUGGAGAUAGAGACAAAGCAGUAUCUAAAAUCACCACGACUCAGUGUUCUCGGUCUGCUCAGCACCCUCAGCAGCCCAAUCAGCAGCAGAGGAAGACUGAGCCCAGUCAGCGUUAGUUGGCUCAGCAGUCCACUCAGCCUCUCCGGUUUCAGCAGCAGCCUCGUCAAGGUCGGCACCCUCCUCGUUCUUGGCCUCCUGUGUUGGCUCUUCAGGGUCUCUGUAGAAGUACAGAUCUGGCAUAACAGCCCAUGGCUCUUCUCUGUUCAAAAGGGUACCUCUGAGUCUCAAGACUUCUCUAGCGAGCAACCACCAGAUCAAACCAGUGGAGUGCUUUCCCUUGUUGUUACAUGGAAUAGCAACAUCGAUGUACUCAGCUGGAGAGUCGCAGUCGACCAAAGCGAUCACUGGGAUGUUGACGUAAGAAGAUUCUUUGAUAGCUUGAGCAUCGGUUCUUGGGUCUGUCACGAUGAUUAA
Ogataea philodendri is the source of this 474-nucleotide messenger RNA. RefSeq lists its product as uncharacterized. NCBI's taxonomy places the organism in Eukaryota, Fungi, Ascomycota, Pichiomycetes, Pichiales, Pichiaceae. The transcript has 2 exons. The record is from RefSeq and is a predicted model, not a curated record. The coding region runs from base 1 to 474 and encodes 157 amino acids.